GAGGACGCCCGGCUGGAGCUACCCUGGGCAACCUAGCCCGCACUCCCUGCCCUUCGCUUCGCCCCGCCACCGUCUCCGCGCCCCCGCCGCCCUCGCUCUGCGCUUCUCUUCUACCCUCCCGCCUGUCCGGAGCUCCGCCACCGGCGAGUGCGGCGAGGCCGGCGCGAUGCGGCAACUGUGCCGGGGCCGAGUGCUGGGCAUCUCGGUGGCUAUCGCGCACGGGGUCUUCUCCGGCUCGCUCAACAUCCUGCUCAAGUUCCUCAUCAGCCGCUACCAGUUCUCCUUCCUGACCCUGGUGCAGUGCCUGACCAGCUCCACCGCGGCGCUGAGCCUGGAGCUGCUGCGGCGCCUGGGGCUCAUCGCAGUGCCCCCCUUCGGCCUGAGCCUGGCUCGCUCCUUCGCGGGGGUCGCGGUGCUCUCCACGCUGCAGUCCAGCCUCACUCUCUGGUCGCUGCGUGGCCUCAGCCUGCCCAUGUAUGUAGUCUUCAAGCGCUGCCUGCCCCUAGUCACCAUGCUCAUCGGCGUGCUGGUGCUCAAGAACGGCGCGCCCUCGCCAGGGGUGCUGGCGGCCGUGCUCAUCACCACCUGCGGCGCCGCCCUGGCAGGAGCUGGUGACCUGACAGGCGACCCCGUUGGGUACGUAACCGGCGUGCUGGCGGUGUUGGUGCACGCCGCCUACCUGGUGCUGAUCCAGAAGGCGAGCGCAGACACGGAGCACGGGCCUCUCACCGCACAGUAUGUCAUCGCGGUCUCCGCCACCCCUCUGCUGGUCAUCUGCUCAUUCGCCAGCACCGACUCCAUCCACGCCUGGACCUUUCCAGGCUGGAAGGACCCCACCAUGGUUUCCAUCUUCGUGGCCUGUAUCCUGAUCGGCUGUGCCAUGAACUUCACCACACUGCACUGCACCUACAUCAACUCCGCGGUGACCACCAGCUUCGUGGGCGUGGUGAAGAGCGUUGCCACUAUUACGGUGGGCAUGGUGGCCUUCAGCGACGUGGAGCCCACCUCUCUGUUUAUUGCUGGAGUCGUGGUGAACACCCUGGGCUCCAUUAUUUACUGCGUGGCCAAAUUCGUGGAGACCAGAAGACAGAGCAACUAUGAGGAUUUGGAAUCACAGGCGGCAGCAGAGGAACCACAGUCAAGUGGGGACCUGAUACCUUUUGCUAUGGAGGAGCUGCCUGCCGAGGGUGGAAAUAGCGGGUCGGAGGGUGCAGAAAGGGCAGGUGGCUCUGUACAUCAAGGUGGGCAAGAGGCAAGGGGCAGUCCCAGAGGAGUCUCACUGGUCGCUGGGAGCUCAAGCAUAGAAGAGCAUUCUGAUGAAGGGGGUAGGAAGUCCUUAAAGGACGCUUACUUGGAAGUGUGGAGGUUAGUGAGGGGAACUAAGUAUAUGAAGAAGGAUUAUUUGAUAGAAAAUGAGGAGUUACCCAGUCCUUGAAAAAGGCAUGCAUGUAUGUACAUAUGUACAUACGGUUAUUUUAUAUGGUAGAAAUAACGUUUAAGGAAGGGCCUCCAGUUUUAUCUGAGGAGCAGGGGAAGAGAAGACAGCAAAAGCUGAAAGGGGCCAGCAGAGAUGAAUGAGCACCUAUUUCUUAUUUAUUAAUUACUUAGUGGGACUUUGCCUGGGGUACCACAGAAGGAAGAGACCCGUGCAGGUGCUUACAAAAUCAAAAAGGGAUUUCAGCUUCAGACUCCUGGACAUUUAUUUUUUGUCUUUAUAAUCAUAACCAAAUAUUUGCAUGUACCAAGAGUCCCUCGGCCACCCCUUCCAAAGAUGGCUUGUAGCAAUGAUGACAUCACUUAAUAAGUUCAAAGUCACAUUCAGGGGCACAUUUCUGAUGACAGAACUAUAGUUUUUAUUGCCUGCGAGGCAAAGAGUAUAUUGUUGAAAUGGCAUUUAUUAAUGCACUGAAUUGUUUACUCUUCGGAUCAUCUGCAAUAUCCUGUUUACUCGAAUUUUCCUUCCUUCGUUUUUUAAAUGAGUAUUCUAUUAUUCUAUUAUAUAUUAAUAGGAAAUGUUGACGCUAUUUUGAAGACAUGUGUUCUUAGCUUUGAUGAUGAAGUCUAAAGUUUGCUCUUUGUAAUUAUAUAUCUUAAAGGCUGUUGGGGUUCCUUGCUUUCUAAUAUUUAUUAUUGAAUGCUAUAACCUUUUAAAAAGUCCAUUUUCCCUCAUGUAAUACUCUCUCAAGCAAAUGCAGUGGCUGGAAUAUAAUUCAGUGUUGACUGUAGAACAGUCAGAAGGGAAACAGGCUGCCUUGGAGAGCAACCCAAGUCAUACUGCACACCCCCAAACUCUGUUACAAAAAGAGCAACUGCUAUAUUCGCAUUAUGAUAUUUUUCUAUCUUAUAUUUGUCAAAAUAAAGUGUGAGCCUAUCUGUAAA
Myodes glareolus (Bank vole) is the source of this 2379-nucleotide messenger RNA. RefSeq names its product solute carrier family 35 member D3 (gene Slc35d3). Lineage: Eukaryota; Metazoa; Chordata; Mammalia; Rodentia; Cricetidae. The record is from RefSeq and is a predicted model, not a curated record.